AUGAAAGAACCCAGGAUUUUCCCUAGAGAGCGGCCAACUCCUUGGACUCGUGCUCAGUUGCCACCUCGAGGACGGCUCGACGGUUCCAUGGGACCACAGGGUGGUCCUGUUUUGAACACAGGCCACCCGCUAGGCAUGAAUUCUGAUCCCUUCCUUAUGGCAUCCAGUUCUCUUGGUGGAAAUCUGGCCCCAUUUCCAAGGAACCCUUCGCCUUUUCCAACCUCAUCAGGCUCAUUGGCUUCAAAUCCAGCACCUUUCCCUACUGGUGCUCGUGACCCAAGCAUGGCUUCUUUUCCAAGAGGGAUGAAUCCCGCUGGUGCAGGUGCAGUUUCUUUCCCAAGGCCUGGUGGCCUGUUGGGCCCGGGCCCAGGCCCAGGGCCAUCCCUAAAUCCUAGGGCAGGGGCUCUUCCAGGUCCAGGGCCUCUGUCUAACCCAAGGUUAGGGGGUCUUCCAGGGCCAGGUCCUAUGUCUAACCCAAGGUCCGGUGGUCUCCUGGGAACAGGUCCUGACUCCAGAAGUGGUGGCCCUAUGGGCCCUGGGUCUGGGCCCAACCUGAGAGCAGGUGUCCUGUUGACUUCUGGGAAUGGUCCUCCUAAUCCUAGGCCCGUUGGCCUGGGACCAGGACCAAGUCCUAAUCUGAGGUCAGGGUUUGUUAGUACAAACCCUGCCCCGAGGUCGGGUAUGUUUCCAGGCCCAGGUCUUGGGCCCAGCCCAAGGGCUGGUGGCCUGGGCCCAGGUCUUGGGCCCAACCCAAGGGCAGGUGGCCUGGGCCCAGGCCCUAAUAUGGAUACCAGAGCAGGUGGCCUCCUGGGCACAGGAUCUGGUCUUAACUUAAGAAUGGCUGGACCUCAAGGCCUAGAUCUUGCCCCCAUUCUAAGAGCAGCAGGUCUUUUAGGAGCAAAUUCAGCUGCUUUCUCACAGGCUUCUGGAAACAUGGGCACAAGCCCAUCCUCUAUGGCAAGAGUACCUGGACCCAUAGGCCCAAACUCGGGUCCUGUCUCUCGGGGAAUUGGCCUUCCUGGGCCAAACCCGUCUCCCAUGUCCAGAGCUCCUGGCCCCCUGGGUCCUAAUUCAGCUCAUUUUUCAAGGCCAGCUGGGCCCAUGGGGGUAAAUGCUAAUCCCUUUCCAAGGGGGACAGGUUCAGGGGGGCUGAAUCCAGUUUCCUUCUCUCAGUCCUCUGGCACAUUGGCUUCAAAUCCAUCUACCUUCCAGAGGUCUGCUGGCCUCCAGGGCUCAAGCCCAGCAAUUUUCCCAAGAACCUCUGGGCCACUAGGCCCCAACCCAGCUAACUUCCCAAGGGCCAGUGGCUUACAGGGUCCAAGUCCGGCUGCCUUCCCAAGGUCUACUGGCCCAUUAGGACCUGGUCAGGUUAAUUUCCCCAGGUCAGCUCCUGGGCCCCUGGGCUCUUCUCCAGCAGGCCCUGUGGGUAUCAACCCAGGUCCUUUUGCAAGGCCAACUGGGACCCUGGGUCUAAACCCAUCUUCCUUUCCAAGGAUGAAUGGUCCUGUGAGCAAGACUUUGGUCCCAUUUCCUAGAGUGGGGAGCCUCCCUGGCACAAACCCAGCUGCUUUCCCCAGACCAGGGGGUCCAAUGGCUGCAAUGUACCCAAAUGGGAUGUUACCCCCUUAAACACCGUUUUCUCUCCAGGACCACUUUGGUUUUCAAGCACCGUGGUUCUGGGCAGGGGCUGUGUUAUAAGUGAAAGGGUAGAUGUGGAGCUACCGUCUGAAGUACAUAGCUGGGGCUCAAGUUCAGAUGAGCCAUCUUUUUCCUCUGCUUUCUUGACUGAAGGUGAAAUGUCCUAUGUGGGAGAUGGACUACUACAGGUGGGAAUGAUCCUGGCCUUUAGAGAAAGGAUCUCCAGCCCUCCAGAAGCCUGCUGUGCAUUUGUCCCACAGCUUUCUGCCCCUGCCCCUUGUUUCUUAACUGGUUUCUUGAAUUGUUCACGUGGACUUUUCCUCAGGGAUACAUUGGCCUGCAGGUCCCAGUUCAUAUGUAGUCCCCUGCUCACCACUGGAGAAUCAGCUCACUGCUCUCUAGAAAUGUUGCAUUGGUGAACGGACCAUGCUUCAGCAGUUCUGACCUGGGCAGCUUGGACCUGGUCAUCCUCUACUGCCAUACCUUUCCCUGGGGGCUUGAACACAGAACAGGGAGGUGGGCAACCACAUUAAAGACCCACCAAAUACAAUGUCUGCUUGAUUGACUGGGCCUGCAGCUUCCUUCUCCUGGGACUUAGAGGAGGCCAGAGUCAAGGCUCCACCGCUCAUCUAACUCCUCUCCACUAGUACUCUGAUCAAAGAACCUCAAAAUUUAAACUGAUAUGGAUGGGAAUUGGGGUGGGGGGGUGGGGGGAGAAAGGGGAGAAAUCACUGUGCUUCGUUCAGCCUGACGUGAAAGGAUGGUUGGUGUUUUUCCUGCUUGUAUCUUUUCUUACCGUUUCUUUAAUAAAUGGGAUGACAGGG
Molecule: messenger RNA, 2462 nt
Organism: Mustela lutreola (European mink)
Lineage: Eukaryota; Metazoa; Chordata; Mammalia; Carnivora; Mustelidae
Gene: DERPC
Product: DERPC proline and glycine rich nuclear protein
Exons: 1
Coding region: 1-1629 (542 amino acids)
Source: RefSeq, a predicted model, not a curated record